Messenger RNA from Sceloporus undulatus (fence lizard), 7754 nucleotides. RefSeq names its product WD repeat domain 87 (gene WDR87). The coding region runs from base 234 to 7754 and encodes 2506 amino acids. Gene Ontology annotation, molecular function: protein binding. The record is from RefSeq and is a predicted model, not a curated record. The transcript is spliced from 8 exons. Lineage: Eukaryota; Metazoa; Chordata; Lepidosauria; Squamata; Phrynosomatidae.
GCACUGGCUCUGACCCAUCACUGGGACAUCUCCAAGCUCUGUUCCCAUAGCUGAAUCUCUUCCCCAGAGACUCUCCAAGGGUAGACCAUCAGUACUGGAAAGAUGCUACUGUGGAAGACCACGCUUUGCCUGCAGAGGUCAACAUCAUCCAUAUAGACUGUGCUGCCAUAUCCCUUCCUGCUCCCAGGCCUGCUUCCAGCAGCAGCAGCUGAGCUACCAGCAAUAGCAACAGAAUGGCCAUGUUGAAAGGCCCAGUUCGCAUCGUUCCUCGAUGGCAGGACCUCAAACGCCAACUUAUGGAAAUGCUGGAGCUACAAAAGGGCAUGCCAGACACAACUGAAGGAGCCCACAUCUUGCUGAGUGACAGACCGAGCAUUGUAUUUCGGGAAAGUUGCUACCCAGAUUACAUGCCACCUAUCUUCUUACUCCAAUCAACUGAUACAGAAACCUACUUUACAUCAUUUACUUGGAGGAGAGCCAAGGGGAGCCAGGUGCGUGUCUGGCUAUACAACAUAGAGUAUGAGACCUCGGUGACAGAGAAAGAGUAUGCCGUCACAGCAGACCCCAUGGUCCUCAUGACUGCCCAUGUCACCCACCUGAACCUGCUUGUGGCCUAUUGCAACGACAUCCACUUGCGUUUCUUUGGGGACCACACUCAGAAGUUUACGCUGCUCUCAGAGAUGAGCUCGCCCUAUUCCAUCACCAGCAUAUGCUCCAACCCUGAGACAGGUGAAGUGGUGACAGGUGCCAUUGGCAUUGUGGCUUUCUGGUCUAUUGUCAUAGACGGAGUUCCUUCUAUGAAACUCGUGCAGGAGGUGUUAAUUGCGAGUGGUGAGUUUGUGCACUUCCUCAGAGUGGAGCCAGAGCGGAGAGCACUGGUGGCCUUGUGUGAGAACAACAUCCGUGUCUAUGACUAUCAAACCAAGGCCCAGAUCCGCACUUUCAAGGUCAGCCAAGGUGUGUCUCUCACUUGCUGCUCUGCUUUUUGGUCCCAGGGCUUCCUCUACACUGGAGACUUAGCUGGGGAUGUUAAGGUGUGGGACUUUGAUAAGGGGAGUCUGGUCAGUCAAUUCAAAGCCCACCUGAGUGCCAUUACCAGCAUAAUCAGCCGGACCUCCGUCCAUACCCUUAUGACCGCAUCACUGGAUGGGCUUCUGAAGGAGUGGAACCUUACUACUUGUGAACAGCUCCGGCGCGUUGACAUUGGGGAACAAGUUUUCCAGAUGCAGUUCAUCAAUGAGCAGACCUUCUUCCUCCGUACAAAGUAUACUUUUUCCAUCCGCACCGUCAACAACUUCUACCAACUCUUCAACAGGUCCCAAUCUAUCCUCAAGAAGCUGAUACGGGUGCAAUGUGGGCCAGACAAGGCACGCAUUCUGGCAGCUACAGAAGACGGGGUUAUCCGAUUCCUAUCUCCAGUUACAGGAGAGAUGCUGUUUGUCACCUGGCCUUUUCAGUUACUAGAAAAGGCACUGGACUAUGUUUAUGACCCUGACCGGGAGGAGCUGUUGAUAACAAUGGGCACAAAUGACAUCUAUGUCCUAGAUACAACCCAGAAUCCUUGUUCUGCCAAGUAUAUCUUGCGUGCCACAGACUCUGUAGACGACAAGGUACUAUGUUUGGCCUACAGCCGCCUGGACCUGAAUGGCCGCACUUCCAGUUUCAUUUUCAGUGGGUACAGGAGUGGAAAGGUACGCACUGUUACCCAGAAUUUGUAUCGAAUGGGGGCUCGCAGAAUUCACGAUGGCAACGUGGUGGCGCUCAGCAGCAUUUCAGCCUCCGGAAACUUCUCAUAUCAUUCACGGGAGUCUUCCUACCUGUGCUCCUACGGCAUUGAUGAAUACAUUGUUCUCUCCGAUGUGAUUUUAAAGAAGAACAGCCUUCUGGAGGUGGUACCUUUGGUUGCCAUUCCUAGCACCAACUGCAGGAUCAACCACCUCCUACUCAUUCCUGGCUACAUUUGUGUCCUCACAGAGCAAAACCGGGUUCGGCUAUGGCGCCAGGCAUCCCUGGUCCCUGGCAAAAAUAAUCCUUUCUGGAAAGAGACCAGUGCCAUGCAUUCCACGAGCAUCACCUCCUUUGACUACUGUCACACUCUCAGCAUACUGGUCACUGGUGGCUCUGAUGGCUCUGUACGCAUUUGGGACAUCCUGGGGCAGAUGUUAGUGGAGUUUGAUACUACCCUCAAAUUCAGCCGAGUCUGCUUUGCCAACCAACGGGGAGACUUGGUUGUGGGCUGCAACAUGAACAUCUAUUUCAUCCCAUGUAUCACAUACCUCCCCAACAAGUACCUUUCUAGGUUGGCAACUCAGUGUCUGAGCGAUGACAUCGUUGAACGCCCACUUCCCUUCUCGCCCCGCUUCUUGCUAACAUUCGACAUCGUUUUUGUGCCCAAGUAUCGUCAGGUGGGCAAGCAGGCAAAGAAGUUUGAACGUCUGGAACCCAUAACCAAUCACAAGGAGGUGGUGAUAGAGAAAAAUGUGGCUAAAGUGAUAGAGUUCAUUGGCAAGGAGGUGAGCAAUCUUCCCGGCCCUGAUUUCUAUGGACUUACACCUGGUGUAAAGGAGAUACUCCCAGAGUUUGCUGUGGAGUACCAAAUAGUUCCGCCAUCCUUUGAGAAGAAGCACGCCCCGGCUGAACCUCCACUAGCAUCACCUCCUUAUCGCGGGCUCCCACGAAUGUUGGAGCCUGUUCCUCUGCUCCACAGGUUAGCUUUUAAACCUGGACAGUCCUGGCCCAUUGCACCUGAUGGCUAUGUCCCCAAUUCAGUUAUCCGAGCCCGUCUAUUUCCAAAAGGGACUCCUACGAGCCUCACGUGCCCCUUGGUGUCAAGCAGGCAACCCUUGCCAACACGGAGGAUGGUCAAGAUACAAUUGUCAGAGUGGGAUACUUCAGAGGCUGUUGAGAAAGCCCGCAAGAAAAAAGCACAGAAGUUGAGGCGACAAUCCACCAUUGACGGACAUCGCCGCCGCGAUUUGCUGUCUGAUAUUGUGGCCAAAGCCUGGUUUAGGCACAAGCCCAGUGACACAUCACUGCCCAGUGUCAUAAAGGCCAUUCUAAACCUAAUGGACGAUGUGCCCUAUUCAACCUACCUGCUCUGUACAUCUGCCCUAGUCCAGCUUUCGGAGUCUUACGAGCUGCCAAGAAAUAUCCAAGAACAGGCCUUUGACCGUCUUAUACAGGACACUAACCACAAAGAGGUGAGGAUGAGGCUGGCAGCUUGGGAGGCCUUGGGGAAGAUGGACCUGUUGACUGACCAGGAGGUAGUCCCACUAGCCCGAGCCCUAUUGGAUGACAACAAAAAAUUGCGUGACCUCGCUCGGUCUCUACUUGACUCGGUUGCUGGCAUCACUGACAAAUUUGUCCUGAAGCAGGAGAUGCAGCGGCUGGCAGAAACUAGCCUAGACGACUUGGUUGAACUGAGCCGUUCUCACAUAGAACCAGUUUUCCCUCGAAGGGUGCGUGCUGCUGGUAUCGUUGCAGAUUCCCAUGAUGCAGCCAUCUAUGCCUUAACAGAAGAGGCUGAGAGGCUGAUGAAGCGGGUGGAGAAUCAGUUGACAGCCAAUCUGUUCCUGUUGACUGAGUGUCCCCCCAUAGAAACCCGCUCUGCCCGCCCGCCCCGUUUGCGACAUCGGUCCAUGUCUCAAGGAGCACCCGAAGAGUCUGCCAAGCCAGAUUCCCACUUGGAGGCCCAGACCCGGUGGCUGGGACUCUUUGCCAAGCAGGAGAAGAUAAAGGCGGCAGCAAGUGGAAAACAUAAGCGUGAAAAGCUUCCUAGGAUCCCGCAAGCGCACGGUAAGCCUGUGGUCCUGCCGAGUGGUGUGGCUGCACCAGAGGGGAGUCCCACUCCCAGCAGUCUCAGCAGCACUACCAGUGAUGUCAGCAGCAGCAGCAGCACUACCUCUAUCAUCAGUGAUACUGGCACCGGGAUUAGCAGCACCAUGUGGCAGGAAGCACAGCAAACUAAGAAGGAGAUCAAGACCAAGGAGAAACGGCAGAAGACUAAGGCCCCUCUUGCUACUUCCCAGGAGGCGCGAAAGGCACCCAAGGCAUCCAAGCGGAUGCAUCCCAUCCUCUUGCAGCGGCGUGACACCCGUACGCAACUCUACACUGAGAUGCUGAAGCAGAAAUUCAAGAAGGAGCAAGUGGCUGUCACUGCACCAGUGGAAACAAAACCAGAGGUCAGCCCUAUCCAGCCUAAACCCAGCCAGCCUUUGCUUCCAAGCCUGCCACCUCCACCUGUCAAAGGCAUCUUAAUUGACCCGCAGCAGCAGUACAGCACUGACCGGUCCAGGUGGCGCAAUGAUCUCUAUAAGCUGAUGAUGCUCCGAAUUAGCCCCGUAGGUGAGGGCCACACUGUAGCUGACGACCUCCUUUCCUCGGCGCGGAUUGCCCUGGCAGGCCGUACCAUGUCCUGGGAGGCCUUCACAAAUAUCAGCCAGUCCCUCCUAACCUCUCAGGAGAAAGGCACAGCAGAGUCUACAGGCUGGAAGAAGUACAUGGAUGAACUAUUCAAGGCCUCUUUCAAGGAUCUCAAGCCUUCCAUGGAAACAAUGGAAACAGUGUUGGAUGUGAAGAAGGAAGGACGCUUGCCUAGAGGUUCAGAGAGUGACAUUGAGAGUAGCGACAUCAGUCAGGAGGAUCUGGUUAGGGAGAGAAGAAAGGAAGGCAGAAUGAGAAAAGUAAGGGAAAGGGAGCUUGAACCUGCAGCAUCAGAUAAGCGGAUUGGUGUGGUCUCCAAAAUGCAAGGUGCAAGGAAGAUGAUGGAAAGGCAAGAGAAACUGACCAAGAAAAUAGCUAAAGAGGGAAAGGCGCCUAAAUUGAAAGACCAUGAAAUAUCCUUAGAAGCAGACCAGGAAUUGGUGGCCAAGGGAAAACAACUUGAGGUGUUACCGGAAAAAGAACGUGAGGUGUCAUGGGGGAAAGAACCCGAGGUGUCAUGGGGAAAAGAACGUAAGGUGUCAUGGGGAAAAGACCGUGAGGUGUCACGGGGAAAAGAACCUGAGGUGUCACGGGGAAAAGAACGUGAGGUGACCAAGGGAAAAGAACGUGAGGUGACCAAGGGGAAAGAACUUGAGGUGACCAAGGGGAAAGAACUUGAGGUGACCAAGGGAAAAGAACUAGAAGCAGCCAAGGGGAAAGAGCAUGAGGCACCCAAGGAAAAAGAACGAGAGGGAGCCAGGGCGAAAGAACGAGAGGCAACAGGUAAGAGAAGAGAGCGAGAGGGAGUGCCUGAAAGGAAGGAACGAGAGGUAGCCAGGAAGAAACCGGGGAAGGUGACUGACAAGAUCAGAGAGGGGAAAGUGAAAUUUCUUGAAGAGAAAGAGGAAGAGAGUGAGGUCAUGCGCUUGGAUAGCAGAAGUGUGCAAGGGGAAAAGCCCCUGGUUAAAGAGUCAGAAAGGGCGUUGUUGCAGAUGUCAGAAAGCACCCUAGCUGAGUUGCGGGCUGAAGCCAAAGAGAGAAUGAUGGCAGAAUUGAAAGAGCGAGCUCUGGUGGAAGCCCAAAAGGUAGCACUGGAAGAAAUGAAAGAGAGAGCGUUGGCAGAGGCAAGGGAUAUGGCUUUGGAGGAAGCAAGGAAUUGGGUCUUGCUCCAAGCACGAAAGAUGACCUUGGUGGAAGCAUGGGAGAAGGCACUGGAAGACGCACGAGAGAAGGCCAUGGGAGAAGUGAUGGAGAAGGCAUUGGCUGCGGCACGAGAGCAAGCACUGGCUGAGGUCCAAGAGAUGGGACUGACUGACGAGGCUGAAGCGGAGGCCACCCUGAAAGAAAUGGUCAGAGAACUGACUGAAAGCAUAGCCAGGGAAAUGGCUGAAGAAAGAGCCAUGGAAAUAGCCUUGACGACAUCCCUAGAGGUGGAUGAGGCAAGAGUUUUGGAACUGGCCGAGACAGAAAUGCUGGAAGUAGAUGAGGCACGGAUUUUGGAGCUUGCAGAGGCAAGGCUAAAGGAGCUAACUGAGGCAAGAACAAUGGAACUGGCGGAGGAAAAAGUAACAGAGCUCUCCGAAUCAACCAUAAUGGAGCUGAUCGAGGCAAAAAUGAUGGAGAUAGUUGAGGAAAAAAUGGAAGAAGUGGAGGCGGAGGAAGAAGAAAUGGCUGCCAGAAAGGCAUCAAUUGCUGGCGAAGAGGAAUUGAUCUCUGGCAAGAAAGGAUUAAUUUCUCACAGAGAGGGCUUAAUUUCUGGCAGAAAGAAAUUAAUUUCUGAUGAAGAGGAGGCAGACAUGUGGGAGGACUUAGAAGAGGAGGAUGUUUGGGCCCUUUCUGAGGACGAAACAGAGGCCUUAAUUACCGCAUAUGAGCACGAACUUGUUUCAGGUGCGGAGCUUGACUUUUCAGAGCGUGCUCAUUUGAUCCUGGACAUCUUGACUGAACCAGAUAAACUGGUGUGCAAAGGUCCUGAAGGCUUCCAGCGUCUCUGUCAAGUGGUGUCAUUGUUCCAGAUUUGUGCCACAACAGAUACCGAAGCACUGGAGGAGGCUUUGGUAGCGAAAGCUGAAGAAACCAUCCAGGAAGGUGAGAAGCAGCAGGCUUUUUUGCCCGAAGCACAUAUUUCUGUUUUGGAAGAGCUCAAAGAAACCGUACACGCAUAUCAGUUACUGACCGUCGAUCCAAGACAGUUUGCUAUCAACCUGAAUGGCCUUCUGAAUGCGGCCAAGACUGUGUUGCAGGCUAAAAAGUUGAAGGAGAAGCUGGAGAAACAGUUUUGGAGCAAACGUUGGAAGGAAAGCGCUGAGAGGACCUUGAAGAAGACAUUGGAGGCUGGUGAAGGCAAGGUGAGGGGGAAAAAGUUCUGGCUGAGCAAGAAACUGAAAGAUGCCAUUAGAAGGUGGAAACUGGAGCAGGAAAGGUCUCAGUGGGAGAAACUGAAGCAGCAGCGUAUGGAGAGACAUCUCAAAUUCAGAUCACAGCCUAUCAAGCUACAUGAGUCUGAGACGGAGAAAGCCAAAGAGAGAGAGAAUGAGAUGAGACAGAAGCAGAAGGCGGAGGAGGAGCAGCAGAAGAAGGCAGAACCUCCUAUUCGCCGAAAGCAAGUCCAGAUGACAUGGUCAAUGGUUGCGCAGCGUGAGAAGACCUGGAAGGUUGUUAUGCAGCUGGAGAAGCAGAUUCACCCCCCAGCGGAGGAACCACGCCAGCCCCCCACGCCGAAAGGGUAUCGGCUUCCCAAAAAUUCUCUGUACUUGACCACCAAGCUAACACCCAAACUUCAUCGGAGAAAUGUCCGGCGGGGUGCCCGGCAGCACAUUUUCCAUCUUGAUGAUGAUAAAGACAUUGACUGGGACAGGUUCACGUACCUCUAUCAGUCAGUUAUGUCCCUGAAAGCGAAAGAAGGUGGUGUUGACUCACAGGCUUGGCAACAGCAGGUGGGCAAGUUGCUGGACCUCUAUGCCACAAGCAACCCACUCAUCCGGACCAUGGUGCAGCAGCUAUUGAUGGGGGGCCGUCACCAGAGCCAAUAUGUUUUGGGCACCAGCUUAAAGAUGAGAAAGGGGAAAGCUGAGUUGGGCCAGCGGAUCCUCUGUGAAUUGGUCCAUCACUCAGCCAGGACCAAGCCUCCCAAGCCUCCCACCUUGCAUGGAAUCAUUCCACUCAACUACCAGAACAAUGUGCACCCCUUCAGGUUACGGGGGGUCACCCACUAUGGCACCCUAGCCUUCAUGUGGAAAGCCUAUAUGCCCAAGGGAAAGAUGCCCAAGCUGCACUUGAACGUGCAUGCAGACUCCACUCGAAAAAGCGUUAAUUUUGAUAAUCCUGUAUAA